AUGAACUCUGGGGAGGAAUCGGCCAUUGCAGACAUAUUUGGGGCCAUCACAAGGAAGAAACAGCAAAGGGGCAAUGACAGCAGCAAUAACAAGAACAACAACAAAAAUAGUGGGAACAUUAGUGGGAAUAGCGGUACGGUGCAGAGCGGCACAAGCAAGAACUCCGACAAACCGACUGGUGACGGUCUGUACCAUGCACCAGAGAAGACGCUCGAGUUGAGUGAUGCGGCCUUCUUCGACUUAUCGUCACUGCGACAAAAGGGGUGCAAGAAGAAGAAGUCGACGACUACUGAAGUUCCGGAAGAUGUGCUGCGACGAGAAGGUGUGGAUCGUGUCAUCACCCUAGAGGAGCUGCAGAAGAUCACCUCCUCGAAUCCCAAAGCUGGCACGACACCCAAUUGCCCUUUUGAUUGUGACUGCUGCUUUUAG
Trypanosoma grayi is the source of this 429-nucleotide messenger RNA. RefSeq lists its product as hypothetical. NCBI's taxonomy places the organism in Eukaryota, Euglenozoa, Kinetoplastea, Trypanosomatida, Trypanosomatidae. The transcript has a single exon. The coding region runs from base 1 to 429 and encodes 142 amino acids. The record is from RefSeq and is a predicted model, not a curated record.